Alosa alosa (allis shad) is the source of this 11418-nucleotide messenger RNA. RefSeq lists its product as uncharacterized. NCBI's taxonomy places the organism in Eukaryota, Metazoa, Chordata, Actinopteri, Clupeiformes, Clupeidae. Gene Ontology annotation, molecular function: protein binding. The coding region runs from base 1264 to 10575 and encodes 3103 amino acids. The transcript has 48 exons. The record is from RefSeq and is a predicted model, not a curated record.
GAGUGAUAUGUCAAAAGGCAACAUGCCCGACUUCAGAGAGGGAGAGCCACUCUCUGAGCAAAGAUAUUGAAGGAUAUUCAACACUCUAGCUGCCGUGGAGCUGCUGAUUCAAGCAAUGAUAUGUUACAGUAUUUCAUGCCAUAGUUUUCUCAGAGUGCAGACAGAGUGUUAGCUUGAACAUAAAAUCAAGUAGAUUAUCUGUCGUAUAACAUUUCUUUUAGGAGCAGCAUUGCUUAAAGGUGCUACAUGCAAUGUGUUUAUUUAAAAUAUUAAACAUUGAAGAGUGAUCUGGAAAUAGCAACAGAGUUUGAAAAGACAACAUAUCCAAACACCUGUACUCUGUGUUGCCCAGUUAUCCACAAAAGUUAGCCUGGAAACCAGCUAUCAUUGGCCAGCUUUUUUCACUUUUUACCACAUGUGAUGCCCCCUGCUAGGGUCAGGGAACUAUAACAAAGCUAAAUAAAGCAAGGGCAAAAUACGGCAGACAACUGAGGGUAAAUUUGAAAAUAAUCAACAAUUUAUUAUAAUUAAACUAGAACAUAAAUGAAUGCAAAAAGCAAUGUUCUAAACAAAUAGCAAGUGAAGGCCAGAAGGCCAAAAAACGAAGCCGCCCAAUUUCCAGGCCUCUCUCCCAGAUUCUCACUCUGAGAGGGACUGGAGACCUGGACGUAGUGUGGGCGAGAGCGGAAAGCGGAGAACAAAGUGUAGCGUGGCGUGGCAGCGGUGGCGUUCUGCGAGGAACCAAAAAAACCAACCGGCCCCCCGGAGUGACGUCAACCAACCCCUUUUAUAGGGCUGGUCCAGCAAUUAAGCCCCCUGCUGGAGUGUCUGAAAAAUACAGAGAGACAGCAGGAACACAAAACAGCUAGGGACGUAACACCACAUGUGAUGCUUACAAUGAAAGUCAUUGGAUGGUGACGUUGCAAGCUCACUGUUUUGUUUAAGAGAACAUGGACAUUACACAUACCCUCUUUAACCUGUGGGAGAGAGAAUAUGAAAUCAGCCAGAUGGAUCAUGGUUACAGUGUAGCAUUUGAGACCAUAAACCUGAGUCACCAGAAUAUUCAAGCAAUCAGACCGGCUAGUGGUCCUUUACUCAAGACUCAACAAAACAAACCUACUUCAACUAUCCUGUGAGACCAUGUAUUAUCAUAGAGAUAUGCCUAGCUUUGAAGAAAAAAAGUUACUUUGUUUGCCUGUCUUAUGCCAGAGUGGUUUUGUUAACUAUUGCGUAUGUGUAUGUGUUGAUUUACUGUAAUAUGCGAUGGCUCUUAAAUGCUUCUUUCUGUUUCAUAGUGUCAAGGAGAAGAGAUCAGAGUCACCUACAGAGAGUUCUGUGUCCAUGAGGAGUGAUAUGUCAAAAGGCAACAUGCCCGGCUUCAGAGAGGGAGAGCCACUCUCUGAGCAAAGUGUCAAGGAGAAGAGAUCAGAGUCACCUACAGAGAGUUCUGUGUCCAUGAGGAGUGAUAUGUCAAAAGGCAACAUGCCCGGCUUCAGAGAGGGAGAGCCACUCUCUGAGCAAAGUGUCAAGGAGAAGAGAUCAGAGUCACCUACAGAGAGUUCUGUGUCCAUGAGGAGUGAUAGGUCAAAAGGCAACAUGCCCGGCUUCAGAGAGGGAGAGCCACUCUCUGAGCAAAGUGUCAAGGAGAAGAGAUCAGAGUCACCUACAGAGAGUUCUGUGUCCAUGAGGAGUGAUAGGUCAAAAGGCAACAUGCCCGGCUUCAGAGAGGGAGAGCCACUCUCUGAGCAAAGUGUCAAGGAGAAGAGAUCAGAGUCACCUACAGAGAGUUCUGUGUCCAUGAAGAGUGAUAGGUCAAAAGGCAACAUGCCCGGCUUCAGAGAGGGAGAGCCACUCUCUGAGCAAAGGCUUAAUGACGCCAGCAUAACAGCAGAAGGCUGUGGUGCUCUUGCUUCAGCUCUGACAUCAAAUCCCUCACACCUGAUAGAGCUGAAUUUGAGUGGGAUCAAACUAGGAGACCCAGGGGUGAAGCACAUCUCUGCUAUGCUGCAUAAUCCAGACUGUAAACUACAGAAACUGCUACUAUCUGACUGUGGUGUAACAGCGGAAGGAUACGCAUCUCUUGUUUCAGCUCUAACACCAGAGCACUCACACCUGGUAGAGCUGGAUUUGAGAGGGAACGACCCUGGAGACUCAGGAGUGAAGCUGAUCUCUGAUUUACAUAAUUUAGUCAAUGAUAAAAAAUGUAAACUUCAGACCCUGAGGUUGCUGAAGAGUGAUGCUGCAGAGAAAGCCUCUGUGUAUCUGACGUCAGUUCUAGGUACAAACCCCUUAUGUCUCGCAGAGCUGAAUCUCAGUAAGAAGAAACCAGGAGACUCAGGAGUGAAGCAACUCUGUGCUCUACUGAAGGAUUCACACUGCAAACUGAAGAAACUUACACUUAAUGACGGCAACAUAACAGGUGAGGGAUGUAGUGCUCUCAUGUCAGCUUUGACAUCAAACCCCUCACACCUGGUGGAGCUGAAUCUUAGUGGGAAUAAACUAGGAGACUCAGGAGUGAAGUACAUCUCUGCUCUGCUAAAAGAUCCACUCUGUAAACUGGAGAAACUGGAGCUUCAUAACAUCAGCAUAACAGAUGAGGGUUGUUCUGCUCUGACUUCAUCACUGACAUCAAACCCCUCACACCUGAUAGAGCUGAAUCUAAGUGGAAAUGAACUAGGAGACUCAGGAGUGAAGCACAUUUCUGCUCUACUAGAGAGUCCAGAUUGUGAACUACAGAAAUUGCUGAUUAACGACAGUGGUUUAACAGAAAAAGGCUGUGGUGAUCUUGCUUUAGCUCUCAGAUCAAAGCCAACACAUCUGAUAGAGCUGGACUUGAGUGUGAAUAAACUAGGAGACUCAGGAGUGAAGCACAUCUCUGCUCUAAUAGAGAAUACUUUCUGUAAACUGCAGAGACUGCGGCUUAAUAACAGCAGCAUAACAGCAGAUGGCUGUGCUGCUCUUGUUGCAGCUCUCACAUCAAACCCUGCACACCUGAUAGAGCUGAAUCUGAGUGGUAAUAAACUAGGAGACUCAGGAGUGAAGCACAUCUCUGCUCUGCUGGGGAAUCCAGAAUGUCAACUACAGAAACUAUUACUUAAUGACAGCAGUAUAACAGAGGAAUCCUGUGAUGCUCUUGCUUCAGCUCUGAGGUCAAACCCCUCAGACCUGAUAGAGCUGAAUCUGAGUGGGAAUAAACUAGGAGACUCAGGAGUGAAGCACAUCUCUGCUCUACUGGAGAAUCCAGACUGUAAACUACAGAAACUGCUACUUAUUGACAGCAGUAUAACAGACAAGGGCUGUGCAACUCUUGUGUCAGCUUUGAAAUCAGACCACUCACAUCUGAUAGAGCUGAAUCUGACUGGAAAUGAACUUGGAGACUCAGGAGUGAAUCACAUCUCUGAUCUACUAAAGAAUCCAGACUGCAAAUUACAGAAAUUGCUGUUUAGUAACAUCAGUAUAGCAGAUGAAGGCUGUGCUGCUCUGACUUCAGCUCUGACAUCAAAUCCCUCCCACCUGGUAGAGCUGAAUCUGAGUGGGAAUAAACUAGGAGACUUAGGGGUGCUGAAGAUCUCUGCACUAUUGGAGAAUCCAAAGUGUAAACUACAGAAACUUCUACUCUCAGACUGUAGUAUAACAGGUGAUGGAUAUGCUGCUCUUGCUUCAGCUCUUAAAUCAGAGCACUCCCACCUGAUAGAGCUGGACCUGAGAGGAAAUUACCCUGGACACACAGAAUUGGAGCUUGUCAGAGAUUUACAUAAUUUACUCAAUGAUAAAAAAUGUAAACUCGAGACCCUGAGGUUGUUGAGAAGCGAUGCUGCAGAGGAAGCCUGUGCUUAUCUGACUUCAGUUCUAGGUACAAACUCCUUGCUCCUGACAGAUCUGGACCUGAGUGGAAAGAAACCAGGAGUGAAGCAGUUCUGUGCUCUACUGGGGGAUUCACACUGCAGACUGCAGAAACUUAAGCUUAAUGACUGCAGUGUAACAGAUGAGGAUUGUGCUGCUCUGACUGCAGCUCUGGCAUCAAACCCCUCACACCUGAUGGAGCUCAAUCUGAGUGGGAAUAAACUAGGAGACUCAGGAGUGAAGCACAUCUCUGCUUUAUUACAGAAUCCAGACUGUAAACUACAGAAACUGCUACUUUCAGAGUGUAAUAUAACAGGAGAAGGAUAUGCUGCUCUUGCCUCAGCUCUGAAAUCAAACCCUUCACACUUGGUAGAGCUGGACCUGACAGGAAAUGACCCUGGAGAAUCAGGAGUGGAGCUGCUCACCAAUUUAAAGAAGAAUCCAACAUGUAAACUAAAUAAACUGAGGUUGUUGAAGAGUGAUGCUGCAAAAAAAGUCUGCUCUUCUCUGAUUAAAGUUCAUGGAAUAAACCCCUUACUCGUGACAGAGCUGGAUCUGAGUGGGAAGAAACUAGGAGACUCAGUAGCGAAGCAGCUUUCUGCUGUACUGGAGGAUUCACACUGCAAAUUGCAGACGCUUAAACUUGCAGACUGUGGUAUAACUGGUGAAGGAUAUGCAGCUCUGGCCUCAGCCCUGAAAUCAAACCCCUCACACCUGAUAGAGCUGGAUCUGAGAGGGAACGACCCUGGAGACUCAGCAGUGAAACUACUCACUGAUUUACAUAAUUUAGUUUAUGAUAGAAAACAUAAACUAAAGAUCCUGAGGUUGUUGAAAAGUGAUGCUGCAGAGGAAGCUUCUGCUUAUUUGACUUCAGUUCUAAGAAUAAACCCCUUACUCCUCACAGACCUGGAUCUCAGUAAGAAGAAGCCAGGAGACUUGGGAGUUCAGCAGUUUUGUGCUCUAUUGGAGGAUUCACACUGCAAACUGAAGAAACUUAAGCUUAAUGACAGCGGCCUAACAGAAGAAGGCUGUGCUGCACUGAUUGAAGCUCUGAAAUCAAAUCCCUCGCACCUGGUUGAGCUGAAUCUGAGUGGGAAUGAACUCAGAGACUCAGGAGUGAAUCACAUCUCUGCUCUACUCAAGAGUCCACACUGUAAACUACAGAAACUGCUGCUUAACAACAGCAGAAUAACAGAAAAAGGCAGUAUUACACUGGCUUCAGCUUUGAAAUCAAACCCCUCACACCUGAUAGAGCUGAAUCUGAGUGGGAAUAAACUAGGAGACACAGGGGUGAAGCAGAUCUUUGCUCUACUGAAAAAGCCAAAGUGUAAACUACAUAAACUGCUAUUAUCAGACUGCAGUGUAACAGAAGAAGGGUGUGCUGCUCUUGCUGCAGCUCUUAGAAUAAACCCCUCACACCUGAUAGAGCUGAAUCUGAGUGGGAAUGAACUAGGAGAUUCAGGAGUGAAGCACAUCACUGCUUUACUAAAGGAUCCAUGCUGUAAACUGGAGAAACUGCUAAUUUCACAUUGUGGUGUAACAGGUGAAGGGUAUGCCAGUCUUGCAUCAGCUCUUAAAUCAGAGCACUCAAACCUGAUAGAGCUGAAUCUGAGAGGGAAUGACCCUGGACCCAGAGGAGUGGCUGAUUUACUAAAUAUCGUGAUCAAAAAUGCUCAAAAAUGUGAUCUGAAGUUGUUGAACAGUGAUGCUGCAGAGAAAGCUUGUGCUCAUCUGACUUCAGUUCUAGGUACAAACCCCUUAUUCCUGACAGAGCUGGAUCUGAGUGAGAAGAAACCAGGAGACUCAGGAGUGAAACAGAUCUCUGCUCUGCUGGAAGAUUCACUCUGCAAAUUGCAGAGGCUUAGGCUUUAUGACAGCAACUUAACAGACAAGGGCUGUGUUCAUCUGAUUAAAGCUCUCACAUCAAACCCCUCACACCUAAAAGAGCUGAAUCUGAGUGGAAAUAAAUUAGGAGACUCAGGAGUGAAGCACAUCUCUGUUCUGUUGGAGAAACCAGACUGUAAACUGGAGAAACUGCAGCUUCAUAACAACAGCAUAACAGCAGAAGGCUGUGCUGCUCUGACUUCAGCUCUCAUAUCAAACCCCUCACACCUAAUAGAGCUGGAUCUGAGUGGAAAUAAACUGGGAGACUCAGGAGUGAAGCACAUUUCUGCUCUCCUAGAGAAACCAGACUGUAAACUACAGAAACUGCUACUUAAUGACAGCAUAAUAGCAAAUAAGGGUGGUGAUGCUCUGACUGAAGCUGUGACAUCAGAUCCCUUGCUCCAUCUCAAAGGGAAUAAACUAGGACACUCUGGAGAGAAGCAGGGAUCUUUUCUGUUGGAAUAUCCCACCUGUAAACUACACCUUCCAAAGGAACACUGCGGGUGUAAGUCUGAAGGAAUGAAAAAUCUGGCUCUCAAGAAGAUGGUUCAUGAAGAUGUAUUCGACACAUUCACUGAUCUUAAGAGAAUUGUAAUGAAAUUUAUGAACGACGAGUGGGAGAGGUUCAAGAGACUUCUGAAAAAAGAAAAGAUUAAAUACAAUGACAGGGGAGCUGAUGAAAACCAGAGCGCCAGAGAGGCGGCUCUCAACAUCACAUUGCACUUCCUAAAGAAGAUAAACCGGAACGACCUCGCAGAUACUCUGGAAAACUGUCCAAUAGAGAUGUGUCAGCGUGAGCUUAAGUCAAAUCUGAAGAAGAAAUAUGAAUGUGUAUUUGAAGGAAUAGCAACGCAAGGAAAAUCUGAACUCCUAGAGAGGAUCUACACAGACCUCUUCAUCACAAAGGGUGGAAGUGGUGCAGUCAACAAAGAACAUGAAGUGAGACAUAUUGAGAAAGCAUCUGGGAGUUCAGAAGAGAAACUGAUUGAGUGCAACAAUAUCUUUCAAUCAUUACCUGGAGAAGACAAACCCAUCAGAACUGUACUUACAAAGGGAGUUGCUGGCAUUGGAAAAUCCAUCUCUGUGCAGAAGUUCAUUCUGGACUGGUUAAAAGGAAAUGCAAAUCAAGACAUCGAUUUGAUUUUUCCACUUCCUUUCCGGGAGCUGAACUUAAAGGUCCAAAGGUGCAGUUUUAUGGACAUUCUUCAUCAAUUUUUUCCAGAGACAAAAGGAUUGAUGUUUACCAAAAAUAAUAUGUACAAAGUGCUGUUUGUCUUUGAUGGCUUGGAUGAAUGUCGGCAUCCUCUUGCAUUCAAGAAAAAUGAGAUCUGGUCUGACUUAACCACAUCAACCUCAGUGGAUGUUCUUCUGACAAACCUCAUCAAGGGAAAUCUGUUUCCUUCUGCUCUCAUAUGGAUCACUUCCAGACCAGCUGCUGCCGGUUGCAUCCCUCCUGACUAUAUUGACCAGGUGGCUGAGAUACGUGGGUUUAAUGAGGAACAGAAAGAAGAGUACUUCAGGAAGAGAAUCACUGAUGGGAUACUGGCUGACAAAGUCAUCCAACACAUGAAAGAAUCAAGAAGCCUCUAUAUCAUGUGUCACAUCCCUGUCUUCUGUUGGAUCUCAGCUACUGUUCUUGAAAGAAUAUUGGAAGAAAUAGAAGCUUCAGAGGAAACAGAGAGUUCUGACAAAGAGCAAACCCUGAAGACACUGACUCAAAUGUAUUCUCACUUCCUGAUCUUUCAGACCAGACGAUCGACUGAGAAGUACGGAGAGAAGUGUGCUUACGACACAGAGUGGGAUGAAAAGAGCAUUCUGGCUCUGGGACAGCUGGCUUUUCAGAACUUGCUGAAAAACAAUCUGAUCUUCUGUGAAAACGACCUGAUGCAGUGUGGCAUUACUGUGGAUGAUGCUUCUGUGUACUCAGGAGUGUGCACACAGAUCUUUAAACAGGACUCAGGGGUGUUUAUUGGCACAGCCUUCUGCUUUGUACAUCUGAGCAUUCAAGAGUUUUUCGCUGCUUUAUAUUCACACAUGUCUUUCAACAAACACCGAAAUAAUGUUUUUGUUGACCAGGACACAUCAGAGGAGAAGGAAAGUAGAACAGUGACGGGACUGCUCAAGAGUGCAGUGGACAAAGCUUUGAAAAGUGACAGUGGACACUUUGACCUUUUUCUCCGCUUCCUUCUGGGUCUCUCACUGGAGUCCAAUCAAAAGCUCUUAGAAGGUUUACUGAUACAGGCAGGAAACAGCUCCCAGGAAAAAGAGGAAAUAGUCAAAUACAUCAAGGAGAAGUUCAAAGAGAAUCCUUCGCCAGAGAGGUCCAUCAAUCUGUUCUAUUGUCUCAAUGAACUGAAUGACAAAUCUCUAGUGGAGGAGAUUCAGAACCACCUGAGGUCUGGAAGUCUCUCUAGUGCCGAGCUUUCACCUGCUCAGUGGUCCACUCUGGUCUUUGUGUUGAUGACAUCAGAGGAGCAGAUGGAAGAGUUUGACCUUCAAAAGUACAUCAGGUCAGAUGAAUGUCUCAGGAGACUCCUGCCAGUGGUCAAAACAGCCACCAAAGCAUUUUUGGACAACUGUAAUCUAACACUGGAAAGCUGUUCAGCUCUUGCCACAGUCCUCAGCUCAAGCUCCACCAGUCUGAAAGAGCUAAACCUGAGCAACAAUGAAAUAAAAGAUUCUGGAGUGCAGGUGCUUGCUGAAAAACUGGGAAAUCCACAAUGUAAAUUGGAGAGCCUGAGACUCUCAGAUUGUGGUAUUACUGGUAAAGGAUAUAUUGAUUUGGCUGUAGCUCUGAAAUCAAACCCUUCACACCUGAAAGAGCUGGACCUGACAGGAAACGACCCUGGAGACUCAGGAGUGAAACUGCUCACUGAUUUACUGAAUGAUCAAGCCUGUAAACUGGUCAAACUCAGGUUUUUACAUGAUGAUGCAAAGAAAGCCUGUGAUUAUCUGACUAAAGUUCUAGAUAAAAACCCCUUACUCCUGACAGAGCUGGAUCUGAGUGGAAAUAUACCAGGAGACUCAGGAGUGAAGGAAUUCUCUGCUCUACUGGAGGAUUCACACUGCAAAUUGCAGAAACUUAAGCUUAAUAACAGUCUAAUAACAGAAGAAGGCUGUGCUGCUCUGACCUCAGCUCUCUGCGGGCUUGAUAGCAAGAGUGCACGAGAGGAAGGCUCUGCUGCUCUGACUUUAACUGCCAGAUCAAAGCCCUCAUGUCUGAUAGAACUGAACCUGAGUGGGAAUGAACUAGGAGACUCAGGAGUGAAGCACAUUUCUGCUUUACUGGAGACUCCACUCUGCAAACUGCAGAGACUAGAUCUGUCAGACUGUAGUAUAACAGGAGAAGGAUAUGCUGCUCUGGCCUCAGCUCUGAAAUCAAACCAUUCCCAACUGAUAGAGCUUGACCUGAGAGGGAACAACCCUGGAGACUCAGGAGUGAAACUGCUCACAGAUUUAGUGCAGGAUCCUGCCUGUAAACUGGUGACACUGAGACUGUUAAAAAGUGAUGCUGCAGAGGAAGCCUGUGAGUAUCUGAGGUCAGUUCUAGGUACAAACCCCUUACUGCUGAAAGAGCUAGAUCUGACUAAGCAUACACCAGGAGACUCAGAAGUGAAGCAGCUCUCUGCUCUACUGGAGGAUUCACAGUGCACGCUGGCAGUACUUAAGUUUUGCCAGUCAACAUCCAUUGGGCUGAGUCUUAGUAGAUCUUUGACAGAUCUGGGACAUCCAUCGCUAAUGUUAGCAAAGAACUACUUACAGCUUAAUGACAGCAGUAUAACAGAUGAGGGUUGUGCUGCUCUCACUUCAGCACUGACAUCAAAUCCCUCACACCUGAUAGAGCUGAAUCUGAGUGGGAAUAAGCUAGGAGACUCUGGAGUGAAGCAUAUCUCUGCUAUAUUACAGAAUUCACACUGUAAACUGAAGAACCUGCUACUCUCAGAUUGUAAUGUAACAGGAGAAGGAUAUGCUGAUCUGCUCUCAGCUCUGAAAUCAAACCACUCACAACUGGAAGAGUUGGAUCUGAGAGGAAACGAUUCUGGAGUCUUUGGAGUGGAACUUCUCACUGACUUCUACAAAUUACUUAAUGAUCAAACAUCUAAACUUCAGACGCUGAGGUUGUUGAGUGAUGCAGCAGGGGAAGCCUUUGAGUAUCUGACUGAAAUUCUAGGUACAAACCCCUUACUCCAGACAGAGCUGGAUUUGAGUGAGAAGAAACCAGGAGACUCAGAAGUGAAGCAGUUCUGUGCUCUACUGGGGGAUUUACACUGCAAACUGAAGUCACUUAACCUUAAUGACACCAACAUGACAAAUGAGGGCUGUGCUCAUCUGACUUCAGCUCUCACAUCAAACCCCUCACACCUGAUAGAGCUGAAUCUGAGUGGGAAUUCACUGGGAGACUCUGGAGUGAAGCAAAUCUCUGCUCUGCUGGGGAAUCCAGAAUGUAAACUACAGAAACUGGAGCUUAAUAAAAACAGUAUAGCAAAAGACGGCUGUGCUGCUCUGAAGGAAGCUCUCUUAUUAAACCCCUCCCACCUGACAGAGCUGAGUCUGAGUGAGAAUAAACUAGGAGACACAUCAGCAAAGCACAUCUCUGCUCUACUAAAGGAUUCACGCUGUAAACUGGAGAAACUGCAGCUUGAUCACAACCUCAUAACAGAAGAAGGCUGUGCUGCUCUUGCUUCAGCUCUGACAUUAAACAUCUCACGCCUAAGAGAGCUGCAUCUGAAAGGGAAUAAACUUGGAGACUCCAUUAAGAAGAUCGCUGGUCUACAGAGGGAUCCUAACUAUAAACUACAGACCCUGGUAUUGGACGAAGGUGGUUGGAUGAAAUGGCUUGGUUGGUGAUGCUUCCUCAACUCUGAGUGUGCCAGAUAGUGGUAGUGAGGGAGCCCAUCCACGGCAGGAAGAGCUAGGAGAUGGCCAUAAGGAGAUAAGGCAGUGCAGUAUAGACAUAAUAUUUUCAAGAUCGGCCAAUGUAAUACAAUUUGAAGAAUAGGCUAUAUGCUGCCUCACAGAAAGAGAAAAUUAAGUAUCAUGUAGUAUGAGCUCAUCAUCUGCUACUGUUUUUGUCUGAACGUUGGUAUUUGUUUAUGUUUUGUCGUUAAUAAGGACCAUAGGAUGUUGUAGACCCUACUUUACUCUAAGCUUGAAGUAGUUUAUAUUUACAAAACAAAAAAAGCAUGCACACAUACAUGAGGUUGACAUAGCAAGCAACACAGAUUACAAAGAUUUUGAUUUAUACACAUUGUGAACAAGAACUCACUCUUGUGUGUGUGUGAUCAUCUGCAUUCUUUUAAUUGAUUUAUUUGUCUUUUCUAUGUCUGUUAGUUCUGUUUUAUUUGUCGACAUAAAUGUUGACUGUUUUGUACAGAUAUUCUUAAGUGCACUUUCCAUAAUGAAAUAGCUUAGCUGAAGCAGACAAACAUCCAUAGAGUAAUCAAUUAUGGGAAAAUGAUGUUAUGGUAAGAUGUGCUACAAUUGUGUCCAUUUUAUUCUGUGUUGUUUAGUAUGAGUGUAGGUGUAACUUUAGAGAAUUAGGGAGAUUCCAAUGUGUUUUUCAGGAGUGUAUAACAAUGUAAACAUUCCUGGUGAGAUAUUUUAUUUGUAAUAUUACUUACUAUAAAUAUGUGGACUGUAAAUACCACUGUCUCUGGUGCUGAAAUGUGAUUAAACUGAUGUUAUUUUGGU